This is a messenger RNA of Porites evermanni, 6398 nucleotides long. The record is from the annotation of a GenBank genome assembly. Lineage: Eukaryota; Metazoa; Cnidaria; Anthozoa; Scleractinia; Poritidae.
CAGUAUGGCAGCUGUAGGUUGCUGUUUCUCUGUACAAGCACUGGUGCUAGGGUUUGUUGUUUGGGGAGCUUGGCUAAACUGCAUUGUAACUGCACUUGAAGGUAAAAAAAAUACACAGGUAGACAAAAUAAGAGCUCUCUUUCUUUAAGAUAAAUAUUUUCUGGAAGGCGCCUCUGACAGACUUUGCAGUGUGAUUCAUUUUAUGUAAUACUGCUUACAACGACCAACUACAAGCUAAGGUAAAAGCAAGAUUAUUGCUAAAUCACCCCCGAAACCGCCUUUUUUUUUUCGGAAAGGUUGCAUGCAGUAGACAUUGUUUUGCAGAGGUUUAAAUACUCGAUCAGAGAAACAGAUCAAAAGACUUACUUAGCUUACUUAUAGCACCUUUUGCGGAAUUAAGCUGACUUACGAAUAUUCAGUUUGUUACACUAAAUUUACUGCCUGAAAGAAAGCAUAGUGAAGUCAGCUGGUGAAGUGUUCGUUAAAAGUUAUUCACGAAGCGAUCCGUAUUUUUUGUCAAGGUGUGGCCUUAACAACUAGUGUCGUAAGUAGCCCGAGCAGCACUUAAUUAAAGCGACGUUGGAGUAUUUCUCUAACUUAACGUAGCUGGCUUAUAAUAAGAGUUAUAAAUACACCUUUCAAAUCACGAUGCCGGAGGUAAAAGAUGCAGCUCCCCUUUAGUCAGGGAAAGUACAAUUAAAGCUUUAUACUUCUGGGAUNCGUAGCUGGCUUAUAAUAAGAGUUAUAAAUACACCUUUCAAAUCACGAUGCCGGAGGUAAAAGAUGCAGCUCCCCUUUAGUCAGGGAAAGUACAAUUAAAGCUUUAUACUUCUGGGAUCGAGGAUAUAAAUCAUGUGUGUUCUAACCAACAUUUUCAUUUUUGAUGACUCUUAAUAAAGUAUCUUAUUAGUAGCUUUCAACUAGUUUUCCUAAUUUAGACUGGAACUGAGGAUUAUUCCUUUUACUUGUAGUCACCUGUCUCUCAAGAGUUCUGGUUAAUUUCAUGUAAUUUUAAAGCCACCAAUUGUAGAUAUUUUUCCGCGGCCGACUCCUAUGUAAAAAUAGACGUGACGUCAGCAAAGGAAAUUAUCAGGAGUGCGUUUCCUGAGAUCCGAGCACGGCGAUGUCAACGAGUAAUGCGGUCAGAAAAGCACUAGGUUUAAUAAGCAAAGCGACAACCUUGCCUGCACAUUACUUUUUUAUGUACAGUUAUUUUGCCGUCACUGCAUAUAUAACUAGAAGGUAAAAGUGCCUAUAAUUUCACGUUUUAUGGACGACGUUAACAAGCCAAGAAGCCAAUGUUAUCAUUUGCCUUUUUCUGAGUAGUGAAACACCUCCAGGAGAGUUCACCCACAUUUGUCAAAGUAGGUGAAGAUUGUACAUUCAAAAUAUUUUAUUGUUCGACGGUAUGGAGUAGUACGAGCAAGAAGAACGUUAAGAAACUUCAGCUAGUUCAGAACUAUGCCAGCAGAAUCGUAGCUGGUUAAGGAAAAUACGGUCAUCUUUCAGAAGCCCUGAAGUCCCUUAAAUGGCUUAACGUAAGGGAUAAACUGCUUUUUAACGACCUAGUGAUGGUGUACAAAAUUAACGCUUAAAGAACCUAACAACUGGUUACCUUCACGGGCGCUUUCGCAAUAUCGUGCAAAAACUCGAUCACCAAAGAGACACUAGACAUAACAAUGACCUGACGUUGCCUCGGUAUAGGCUGGCCACUGGCCAAAGACUUUUACCUACCGUGGGGCAAAACUGUACAAUAGUAUAGCUAAAGAUAUAAGAGACACGGGAAAUCUUAACGUUUUUCAAAAUAGAAUUUUGAAUAUCUUUUUAAUUCAUGGAUAGUUUUUUUUAGUUAUUGAAAUGUAAAUAGUUUUAAAAAUUAAUGUUUUAUUACUAUCAUUAUUGUUUAUAGAAAUUCGUUAUUUUAUCAUCGAAAUGUAAAUAGUUUCCUAGUCUAUUUUAUUUUAUCUUAUUUUCUAAUUUUUUUUUUUAAUUCGUGUAUGUAUGGCGGAAGAACCUCCAAGGGGGUCGAGCUAUGCAAUUAAGUUAAUGUAUGUCUGUAUGUAUUUUAAGCAAGGUUUUUACCGGCCAGUCACCGUCCUCGAAUCUUUGAAGAGGUUCCUACAUAUCAUUGCUCGACAAAAAGACGAACCAACAAUAUGAAAAAAUCUCACUUUGCAUCAACCAGUGCUGAAAUUCUCUAAAUCUAAUUAACGUCCAAUUUUUAACAAACGCAUUGGGGAAUUACGUUUGGCUUACGGAAAAGUGAUCUGGUUUAAUGAAGUUAAAAUUGUUUUGAAGACGCAGUAAAACAAAUUCUCUCUCUUGGAGAAGGAAGCUGCGUCUUGAGGGAGAAAACAAAGAAUACAAUGGAACAUUACCACCAAGUUCCUGUCUCGAAGAUUUACAUAUCAGUCGUUCUUUAUAUUGGGUCAUUCUUAACUGUCAAAUUUCUACCUUUUUGUGCUUCAGGCGAUUUUUUUAUGGGGCUAAUCGUACGUUAAUUUUUACCGGCCAGUCACCGUCCACAAAUCUUUUGAAGAGGUUCCUAUAUAUCAUUGCUCGAAAAAAGGCGAGCCAACAAUACGAAAAACUCUCACUUUGCAUCAACCAGUGCUGAAAUGCUCCAAACCUAAUUAACGUCCAAUUUUUAACAAAUGCUUUUGGGAAUUACGUUUGGCUUACGGAAAAGUAAUCUGGUUUAAUGAAACUAAAAUUUUGAUGAAGACACAAUAAAACAAAUUGGGGAAGGAAUCCCGUAUAUCUCUAUUUAAGCUGCGUCUUGAGGGAGAAAACAAAGAAUACAAUGGAACGUUACCAACAAGUUCCUGUAUACAAAAGAUUUACGUAUCAGUCAUUGUUCAUGUUGAGUCAUUCUUAUGUGUCAAUAUUUCUAACUUUUUGUGCUGCAGGUGAUUUUUUAUGGGGCUUUUCAGUUGCAAAAACUGCACCAGUGUGCUCUAUAGGUGCAUAUCUAUUUUUUUCUAUGCCUUUCUGAUCUUUUACAAUUUCUCUUCAUUAAUGAUUUACUUAUAUAUGACCGGUUUUUCCAACCUCAAUAGCACUAAUUACUGGUGUUGAGAAAAAGGUGCAUAUUUCCGCAGCGUAGUAGAGAAAAAGGAAAGUUAGCUUUAAUUCUAAUUAUAAAUUCGGCAUCACGGAAAACUUUAGGCGUUUUGUGCGAGGCUUAAAUAACUAAAGGAUAGCCAGAGGAAAGUCAAUGAAAUUAGUCAUCAUUACGCACAUUUAACAACUCAGUGACUCCUAUGCAUCUGAUGGUUUCGGGUUUCUGACAAUUCUGGCGAGUUUAUUUGAGAAAUUUCAACUUAGCUCGCCCAUGCAGUAAGUGAUUAUCAAAUGUAGCGCUCUUUUUGCAAAAUGAAAACGCGGAAAAGUUUGGCUGAAACGCUCUAGAAAGGCGAGAACGGAACGCUAGCGGGGACCCUAUUAUUCUGACCCGUUUUUUACUCAAAUACUGAGCCGAAGAAGCCCGAUUUGUUAAAACGAACUAGGUAUCAAGCGGCCGACUAGUAGAAAUCAUUACCGUGCGCGCUAACUGGAAUAUAGGCCGUCCUCAAAUAACACCUUGACAAGAUCGUAACCGCAGCAGCAUUUGGCCAAAAGGAGCGUUUCCCAGCCUACUUACUCAUACCAUUAUUAGUGCACUCGUGUGUCUAGCCUGUUCCAGGCGUUCAGAUCGUGGGGACGGCGUGAAGAGAUGUGAGCACUAUCGUGUGCCCUAAUUUCUCUUUUCUCUUUCCCUUCAAACACCUCCUAUUCAGUAAACAUUUAACUGAUUACUUUCUGAAUUUCUUUCUAAGGUCAAUGCGCUCGUUACAACCGAUACGUCACAUUUCUAACGCCAGCUAACGGAUUUUACCUUGAAGGCCACGUGUUUUUAAAUCUCUCAGUGGAACUAAACCGAGACUGCCAAGUCCAAUGCACGUUAGCCAGAGAUUGUGUCUCCUAUAAUACUGGUCCCCGCAUUGACAACAAAAUGGCCUGUGAGCUCAGUAAUUCAGAUGACUUGCAGCACCCUGAAAAUCUCAAACCAAGACGUGACUGGAACUACAGAGGCACAAAGGUAUGACAUCCGUAUACACUAUCAUUUUAUGUCUAGUUUGUUUUCAUUGUAUUUUAGUAUAUUUUUAUGUCAAACAUGAAAAGAUAACAUUCUCGAAUCUGCUGAGAUGGACGGUACACCCUCGGUUGUGAAUGUCAUGGAGUUGCACGGACCUUCAGUUCCGUGUGAAUCUGGUUGAUGAUAGUUGCUUAAGCAAGAGUAGUGAGUCCCCACCUUCUACACGACACCACAAACAACAACCGGGAGAGACUCUUAAACUUUUGCCCUGCAACCAACCUACGACAUGCUCAAUCCAGAUUUCCCCACCCAAGGUGAACGCAGUAGACCUGAACCCACCCGUUGGGCUCUUGUGCCAAAGUUGACCAUAUCCUGGUCAUUAGUAGGUGGCCUAACUCACUAAGAAACUGUUAGUGUAGACCUUAAAAAGUGUAGAGAUCGACUCCGACCACCGUAUCCUACGUGCCACUCUUAAAGUGAGUCUUAGAAGUACUGAAUGCAAACCUGUAAAUCGCAGAAAGUACAGUUUGAAGAGACUCGCGCAUGAAAACAGAAUUUCGUUAAAACUUUCAAACCACUUCGCCUCCCGGCCCUACAAUUCCAAUUGAAGAGCAACUCAAUAUCAGGAACAGUCAAUUCGAAAGUAUAACACGUAGCAUAUAGUGAAAAAGAGGAAGGAAGCAUGUUUCAAAUGGCUUAGCUUAACUGGGUCCCCAAAGAAACAGAAGACCUUAAGAAAGUUUGAAAUGACGCAUAAAGCAAGCGCCUGCGCCUUCACUCCUAAGGAGACUGACUAAAACACACACCAGAUAAGAGAUUUUUGUACUCGAAUGCAGUAUUUAACGCGGUGUAACGGCGCUGCCGUUGUCCCUUUCGUAAACGGUCGCUGCUAUUUUUACGACACUUAAAAAUUUUUUGACCUGUUAUUGAAAGUGUUUCUAUGAAAAAGAAAGAAAAUCGCAACCUAGGGCCAAACCAGGCCUCGAAUCCGGACUCUAUCCUAACCUCUCUCCCAUACCACUGACAUUACCACACCAACCCGCCAAAAUUCCCAAAAUUUUAAGUAAAUACACUAACAAACUGUCUUUCUUAACUGUCACAUCAAUAACAGGUGACCCGAGCCCUUUUCGUAAAUUUUAACAACAACAACAACUUGGGCUCCAACGUCGUUCUUUCUAACACUAUUCGAAAAUCUAUUUUUUGUUUUUUUGUAACUUAAUCCAGGGAAUAUAUCACUAAUGGUGGCAUCGACCGUUAACAGUGGCAAAGACCGUUUACGAAAGGGAAAUAGGCGACGGCACUUGAUUUGUAUAGAUAUUUCUUAACGCACAAUAAUAUUGGCUUUCCGUCCUGAAGGCCCCAAGGGUAGAUUUCCACUGUCGUAAGUACGCAUGUAAAGUUACGCGCGUAAAUAAAACAGAAACAGUGUAUGGAAGGUCACGCGUAAACGUAAAAGUUGAACCUCGCCCAGCUUUCACGUUUACGCGUGGCCUUUCAUACUUUGCCUCAAUUUCAUUUACGCGCGUACAUUUUACAUGCGUUCCCAUGGAAAAAUUACGCGACAGUGGAAAUCCACCUUCAAGAGAAACGACUAGCAUCCCCGUCAGUCAUUUUCAUAUGGGAUUUUCCUCCGGGGAUCCAAUGACUCUGCGGAAUUUAGUAGGCAUAUGAGUCAACCACUUGAACAGUUUAUACCAAGUGUCAACAGAUUGGAUACCCUUAGUGCUUUUCUAUUGGUACCAAUCGUACCAUUGGUGAAACAGCAGUAAAGGAUCUGCCAAUUGAGUACCAGAGGUUUUUUCUUGCGUGGGGCGGGAUGUAUCAUCAUGUAUCUUUAGACAUAUCCUCGGCAGAAGCCCGACGCCACGAGCGGCGAUUAAAGCACCGCCAAACCGUAAACCGUGUAUAACAAGUCGCGGGCACGCAGGGUACAGAUCGGAAAAAUUAAAAACAGUAUGUCAAGGCACUUGUUGAAGGUCAGAAGUGAAGGACGUUUUGUCAGUUGUAGUUCUUACGUAAGAACGAAGAUGGGAGGGUUUUAUGUACAAUGUGUUUCCUCUUAAUCAGAAUCUUUGCGCCAANUUGUUGAAGGUCAGAAGUGAAGGACGUUUUGUCAGUUGUAGUUCUUACGUAAGAACGAAGAUGGGAGGGUUUUAUGUACAAUGUGUUUCCUCUUAAUCAGAAUCUUUGCGCCAAGAAACCUUGCCUUAACACCGGGAAGUGCUACAUGGGGUAUACUGAGAAGAAAUACGUUUGUGUUUGCCCGGCUGGCUACCACGGAGAAAACUGUGAAAAAGGUAAACAGUAUAUUGAUAAUUAA